AUGAUAGAACAGCAAAAGCGAAAGGGCCCAGAGUUGCCGCUGGUCCCAGUCAAGCGGCCGCGGCAUGAAUUGCUACUGGGAGCGGCGGGGUCGGGCCGAGCCGGGCAGCAGCAGGUGGUGCCGGGAGCUUUGCUGCAAGCGGGGCCUCCAAGAUGUUCCUCCCUUCAAGCCCCAAUCAUGCUUCUCUCAGGACAUGAAGGGGAAGUGUAUUGCUGCAAGUUUCACCCCAAUGGAUCCACCUUAGCAUCUGCAGGAUUUGACCGACUGAUAUUGCUGUGGAAUGUCUAUGGUGACUGCGAUAACUAUGCUACAUUGAAGGGACACAGUGGACCAGUGAUGGAACUGCAUUAUAACACAGACGGCAGUGUGCUCUUCUCAGCAUCCACAGAUAAAACUGUGGCGGUGUGGGAGAGUGAAACAGGAGAGAGGGUUAAAAGACUGAAGGGGCACACUUCCUUUGUGAAUUCCUGUUAUCCGGCCAGGAGGGGUCCCCAGCUUGUCUGCACUGGCAGUGACGACGGUACAGUUAAGCGUUGGGACAUCCGUAAGAAAGCAGCGAUCCAGACAUUUCAGAACACCUAUCAAGUGUUAGCUGUGACCUUCAAUGACACAAGUGAUCAGAUUAUUUCUGGUGGAAUAGAUAACGAUAUCAAGGUCUGGGACCUGCGCCAAAAUAAGCUGACCUACACGAUGAGAGGCCAUGCAGACUCAGUGACUGGCCUGAGUUUAAGCUCUGAAGGCUCUUAUCUCUUGUCCAAUGCAAUGGACAAUACAGUGCGGGUCUGGGAUGUCCGGCCAUUUGCUCCCAAAGAAAGGUGUGUGAAGAUAUUUCAAGGAAAGGUACACAACUUUGAAAAGAAUCUUCUGAGAUGUUCUUGGUCACCUGAUGGAAGCAAGAUAGCAGCUGGCUCAGCCGACAGGUUUGUGUAUGUGUGGGAUACCACAAGCAGGAGGAUUUUGUAUAAGCUACCCGGCCAUGCUGGCUUCAUCAAUGAAGUGGCUUUCCACCCCGAGGAACCCAUCAUUCUCUCAGCAUCCAGUGACAAGAGACUAUAUAUGGGAAAGAUUCAGUGAAGAUAUGGAAUGGAAGACUCCACAAGGCUGCUUGACCCUGAGACCUCAGACAGCAUAAGUGGCAUCAAAUG
This is a messenger RNA of Physeter macrocephalus (sperm whale), 1145 nucleotides long. Its product is annotated as U5 small nuclear ribonucleoprotein 40 kDa protein-like. Gene Ontology annotation, cellular component: catalytic step 2 spliceosome. The record is from RefSeq and is a predicted model, not a curated record. Gene Ontology annotation, molecular function: protein binding; RNA binding. Lineage: Eukaryota; Metazoa; Chordata; Mammalia; Artiodactyla; Physeteridae.